Olea europaea var. sylvestris is the source of this 1467-nucleotide messenger RNA. Its product is annotated as ankyrin repeat-containing protein BDA1-like. NCBI's taxonomy places the organism in Eukaryota, Viridiplantae, Streptophyta, Magnoliopsida, Lamiales, Oleaceae. The record is from RefSeq and is a predicted model, not a curated record. The transcript is spliced from 4 exons. The coding region runs from base 1 to 1467 and encodes 488 amino acids. Gene Ontology annotation, molecular function: protein binding.
AUGGAUAGAAGGCUAAUUGAGGCUGCUCAUAAGGGAGAUGUUCAUCAACUGCAAAAUCUGAUCAAAGACGAUCCUUUCCUGAUGAAGGCUGUAGCAUUAUCAAGUGGAGAAACUCUGUUACAUAUUGCUUGUAUGGCCGGAAACCUGAGUUUUGCAAAAGAGGUUCUAAAUCUGAGUAAAGAAUUUGCAAGAGAAUUGAGCCAUGACGGUUUCAGCCCCCUGCAUAUUGCUGCAGCUAAUGGGGAUAUAGAGAUUGUAAAAGAGAUCCUGAGAACAGAUCGUAGUUUGUGUAUGGUUAAGGGAAAGGAAAGAAGAAUUCCCCUACACUAUGCAGUGAUCAAAGGCAGAAUACAAGUCAUUAAAGAACUGCUUUCAGGCUGUGAAGAUAGCAUAAGAGAAGUGACGGCUCGUGGUGAAACUUCUCUCCAUCUGGCUGUGAAAAACAACCAAUUUGAAGCCUUUAAGAGCCUGGCAGUGUACCUGAAGACCAAUAAUAGGGAGGAUAUAUUGAAUAAGAAGGAUGCACGAGGGAACACCAUCUUGCAUCUUGCAUUGGAGGUGAAUUCCUUGAAUAAAAGGGGCCUUACACCACUUGAUGUAUUACUAUCAGAAGGGGGUGAUGUUGAAAUUGAGGAAAUGCUUCGUCUAGCUGGGGCUUCAGUGCAACAGACAACACAAAUAGAGAACAGGAUCGUUCCCACUCAUGAUCCAAAUGAUGAAUUAAGGAGAGAAAGGCCUCGAAAGCCAUAUAAGAAAUUGCAGGACUACUUCAAAUUUGACAAAGCUAAAGAGACUCCAAGUGAAGUCCGAAGUACAUUGCUUGUGGUAGCUAUAUUAAUCACAACUGCAACAUAUCAAGCCGUCCUUAGUCCACCUGGUGGUGUUUGGCAGCAGGACGACUUUAGGUCUAUAAGUAACAGGAACACGACCACCAUCAAUGACGCCACACGGCCACCAGAACAUACUGCUGGAAAGGCAGUAAUGGGAUCACAGAAUUCAGUUUCAUUCGGUCUAUUCCUGAUUUUCAACUCAAUCGGGUUUUUCACAUCUGUUCAGAUGAUACUUUUUCUCACUUUUGGAUUCCCUUUACAAUUGGAAUUGCGAGUCUCACUUUUGGCACUUUUGUAUGUGUUGAUCAAUAUUGUUUUUAAGAUCCUAUCCAGCAAAAAAUUGUGUGUACUCUUUAGGCCUCACUGCAUCACUGUGCAUCAUAAUUUAUCUCACAGGAGGAUUUCCAUUUCAAGGGAACUUCUCAUAUCCCUAUACUCGAUGAUGUUCACUUGUGGUUUUGCGAUCAAUUCUACACUCAAAAGAACAAAAGCCAGAAACGAAGCAACAGCUUAUUUUCUUUUAACAUUUGCCAUCACUUUGCCAUUUGCACAGCAAUGGCUGCCCGGUGGGGGAAAAAAGCUUGGAAGAAUUGGAGACGACAGAGGGACAUCAAAUCUUAAAAGUAGACAUAUUUAA